Coturnix japonica (Japanese quail) is the source of this 1084-nucleotide messenger RNA. NCBI's taxonomy places the organism in Eukaryota, Metazoa, Chordata, Aves, Galliformes, Phasianidae. The record is from RefSeq and is a predicted model, not a curated record.
CCAUCUGGUGCUGUGCAGCCCACUCCAAUACAUUGCAGUGAUGCUGUGGGUCUGCCAUGCCCAAGUUCAAACCUCCCCCAUCCUCACAGUGUCUCCUUGUGCCCGGGGCAGCCCAAACCCUCCCAUCCCCACCAUGGAGGGGUCCUCAGUGCUCAGCCCCUCCUCAUGGGAGAGACGACGAGCCUGGGCCCGGCAGAGCCGCUGCUGGAGGACCACGGUGAUGGAGGAGGAAGCAGCUGCAGCCAUGCAGGACAUCCCAGAGCUGCAGCCACCCCACCUGGAUGAUGUCUUCAUGGAAGGAAGCUCCUCCAGCAAGAUAGAGACGUGGCUGCAGGACUGCGGGUCAUCCUCGGAGGCGCUGCAGGAGGAAUUGAGCUCAUUGGGUCCCUAUGGCUGGGAGAGCAGCAGCACCAGCUUUGAGGAUGACCUGACGCUGGGAGCUGAAGCCCUUCUGCUACCGGGGAAUGAGAAAACCAUCAGCAGAGCCCUGCAGGGCAGACUCAGCCUGGGGCACAGCAUGGCAUCCAGCGCGCCCUCCGGCCUCACCAACAGGACCGGCUCCAGCAUCUCCGAGGUCCUGGACUGGUGUCAGGCUGAUGCUGAGGAGAUCCUUUAUGAUUUGGGAUUUGUUCAGUCGGAUCCGGGCGCUUUGACUCGUGUCCCAUCCCGUUUCUUCUCCUCCCCAUCCCAAGCCAAAGGCAUCGACUUCCAGCUCUUCCUCAAGUCCCAGGUUCAACGUUUGGAGAUGGAGGAUCCCUGCCUGAUGUUGGCCAGUCGCUUCCAUCAGGUCCAAGCUCUGGCUGCCACGGCUGAUGCUUUCUUCUGCCUUUACUCCUACGUCUCCAAGACCCCCCUGCAGCGCAUCUCCCCUUCACCCCUCACCUGGACCCACCCCAAUAACCCCCAGCCCCACAUCCCCCCCUCUCAGCCCCCCACCCUCUCACCUGCAGAGAGACUGAGGGCUGCUGUAUCCAAGAUGUGUCUGUACACCCCCCCCCUGGGCAGGGUGGUGAGGGAGGUGCUGGAGCGCAGCAGGGGGGAGAGGUUUCGCUUUGACCCCAAUGAUAGGGUCCUCAUGGCUUGA